AUGAGCGACGGACAGCAAACAAAAGUAUUGGUCGGCUGGGUAUACAAUCUACGUAAAGAUCAAGUCGAAGAAGAAUUAAAAAAACGUAACGUCGACUUCGAUGAAAACUCGAAUCUAAACGAGUUACGUAAAUUAUUAGCGCAGACGCUAAGAUCAGAAAAAAAUUUACAAGACGAGCAAGUAGACCAGAAAGAGGAAAACCCAAGCCACGAAAACGUACACGAAGAAACAGAAACAGAAAGCUCACACUCCGAUACAGAGUCAGAAAUGUCGGACACACCGAAACUAGAAUUCCGUCUAGAUAAAGGAGACUGGGAAACGUUCGCAGAUCGAUUAGAAGUAUAUUUCUUGGCGAAAGGUACUGUAGACAAUAAAAAAGUAGCUACCGCGCUUACGAAAUUCGAUGAAGAGGCUUUCAAGCUACUCAAAAGCCUAUGUGCACCAAAAAAACCAAUAGAAUUAACAUAUGAAGAGUUAACGAAAAUGAUGAAAGAGCAACUUAACCCGGCCCCAUCUGAAGUAAUGGAGCGUUGCAAUUUUAAUAGAGCGAAGCAAGAACAAACGGAAUCGAUAGCGGAUUUCGCAGCGAGAUUAAAAAAAUUAGCAUUGAAUUGCAACUUCAAAGAUCAACUCCAAACAGCAUUGAGGGAUCAAUUGGUUUGUGGAUUGAAGGAUCAUGAAACAAGAGUUGAACUUUUUAAGAAGACGAGUUUAACAUUCGACACGGCAUUCACAGAAGCAGUGGCCAGAGAAAAGGCAGUGCAAAAUGCGGAGGGAUCGCAAAAAGCAUUGCAAAAUCGCGACUCUCAACAGCGUACAGUAUUCGCUUUUCGGCAAACGAACCAAGGCCAUGGACAUAAUAACCAAAACAGCAAACAAUCGUCCCAACAGCAGAAUCGUAGCAGCGGCCAACAGAAGCAGCAAGCGACAUCGCAGAGAGGCAGUUACGUAUGUUAUUGUUGUGACUACGUAGAAAACGUAUUAAAACCUGUAGGCUCGCUAGAGAAUUUGCAAGUAACUUUAAAUGAUAAAACGCUUAAACUAGGAUGUUUCGUCCUACCCGGUAAAGGUCCACCGCUUAUAGGGAGACAAUGGUUAGCAGCAUUCGGUUUAUGGCCUCUGAUGGCAAACUCAACGAAUUCUAUAAGCUUGAAUAAAAUACAAGAUUGUAAUAUACCAAGCAUACGCGAACAGCUAGUAAUCGAAUUUAAAUUACUGUUCGGAGAUACACCAGGUUUAUUCAAUAAAGGUAAAUUAAAAAUCUAUUUAAAGGAAAAUGCUAAACCAAUAGCCCUAAAAGCGAGACACGUAGCUUAUGCGAUGAAGCCACUAGUGGAGGACGAAAUAUCACGGUUAGUACGUUUAGGUCACUUAGUACCAGUUGAAUCGAGUGAAUGGGCGACGCCUAUUGUAAUCGUAAAUAAAAGCGACAACACAAUUCGCAUUUGCGGAGACUACAAGUUAUCGAUAAACGAAUAUAUCAUUGUUAAUAAGCACCCGCUUCCGCGUAUCGAAGAUGUGUUUGCAGCCAUGCAAGGUGGAAAAAAAUUUACAGAAUUAGAUUUAGCGCACGCGUAUAUGCAAUUCGAGGUCGAAGAGAGUAGUCAACAGUAUUUGACGAUAGCAACGCAUUUAGGCUUGUAUCGAUAUACUAAAAUGCCGGAAGGUAUAAGUACUUGCCCGGGUGAUUUUCAAACAUUUAUUGAGAAUACUAUAAGAGGUGUUAAGAACACUAUAGCUUACUUAGAUAAUAUAUAUGUAACGGGGUCAACUGAUGAAGAACAUUUAGAAAAUUUAAAGCAAGUAUGUACACGUUUACAAGAAAGUGGUUUUGCUAUUGAUAAAGAUGGACUGCAUAAGUCGAGCUCAAAAGUGAAAGCAAUAGUAGAAGCACCAAAGCCAGAGAAUGCAAAACAAUUGCUAUCUAUAUUAGGAUUAAUAAAUUUUUAUGAAAGAUUUUUAGAACACAGGUCAGAUAAAUUAAAACCGCUGUAUGACUGCGCGAAUAGCAAGGAAUUUUUCUGGUCCGAGGCAUGCGAUAACGCUUUCAAGGUUAUUAAAGAAGAACUAAUUUCUCCUCGCGUACUCGCACACUACGACCCGAAUGAACAAUUAGUUUUAGCUUGCGAUGCCUCCGACUACGGCUUAUCGGCGAUUCUAUCGCAUAAAUAUAAGGACGGAUCAGAGCGACCUAUCGCGUACGCGGCGAAAAGAAUUCCAAAAAAAGAAAUGCAUCGAGCCAUCAUCGAUAAAGAGGCAGCAGCAAUCGUAUUCGGUUUUAAAAAAUUUUAUGAUUAUAUUUUUGGCAAAGAAAUCAUUUUGCGAACAGACCACGAGCCAUUAAAGCGAAUUUUUGGGCCUAAGACGGGAAUCCCAUUAACAGCGACUAGCAGUUUGCAAAGAUGGGCAUAUUUAUUGUCAGGAUUUAAAUACAAAAUAGAGCACAUUAAAUCGAAAGACAACGGAAACUGUGAUGCGCUAUCUAGAUUGCCGAUCGAAGAUGAUUCGGACGUAUUCGAAUCCAAUUAUACAGCAAUUAAUUACAUAACAAGCGAACUAGACAUCUUAGAUAGUAAUGCGAUAGCCGCAGAAACUAAAUCAUGUAAGGUUUUAAGUAAAAUAAUGAUGUACAUAACAAGCGACUGGCCGUCUUACGAUAAACUUACAGAUCACGAAAAAAAAUAUUAUUCGAAAAGAACGGAAUUUUUUGUAGACGAAAACUGUAUAUUGUGGGGCCAUCGAGUCGUGGUACCAAUGUCAUUGCAACCGUUUGUAUUAAAAGAACUACAUUUGUCACAUUUAGGAAUCGUUAAAAUAAAAAUGCUAGCCCGAUCCUAUGUAUGGUGGCCCGGUAUCGACAACGACAUAGAACAAUUAGUUAAUUCCUGUAAAGUCUGCUUGGAGGAGAGGAAAAAGCCACCAAACAUUCCAUUAACACCAUGGCCGUGGCCGAAUAAAGCGUGGAGUCGCAUACAUUGUGACUUUCUAGGACCGUUCAUGGGUCAUAUGUACUUAGUUGUUAUUGACGCUCACUCCAAGUGGCCUGAAGUAAUCGAUUUUCACAAUAAUACUAAGGCAGAAAAACUCAUUUCAAAGUUUCGCGAUAUUUUUGCACGACAUGGUCUCGCGAAUCAUAUUGUUACGGACAAUGGACCGCAAUUCACUAGCGACUUAUUUCAAAAUUACUUAAAAAAACUCGGUAUCAAGCAUACGUUUUCUCCACCCUAUCAUCCUGCUACAAAUGGAGCAGCCGAGAACUUUGUAGGAAUAUUUAAGGACAAAGUCAAUAAAAUUGUAAAGGGAGGAAGGGCGUUAGAAGAUGCUAUAAAUAUUUUCCUAUUCGAUUACCGUAGCGUUUCGCACAGCACAACAGGAAAAAGUCCUGCGUUUUUGAUGACGAAGCGAGAGAUGCGCACGCGCUUCGACUCUUUGCGACCUCGCACAGAAAACACUGUUUACGAAAAACAGCACGCUCAAAUAGUGCAGCGCAAGGGUUCUCGUAGGGUAUCACUCGAAGAAGGAGAUACUAUCAUGAUUGAUAAUUACGGUAAAGGUGAUAAAAAAAUAGAAGGAACCAUAGUAAAACAAUUAUCUCCUUCUACGUAUGACGUCCAAAUAAAACCCGACAAAAUAUGUAAGAGGCACGCGGAUCAAAUAAUAAGCGUCGCGCCUGGAAAGAAAACUGUACGUCGAUCCAAGCGUUUAAAAAACAAAUGUAAAGUGUCAUCUUAA
This is a messenger RNA of Nasonia vitripennis (jewel wasp), 3732 nucleotides long. RefSeq lists its product as uncharacterized. NCBI's taxonomy places the organism in Eukaryota, Metazoa, Arthropoda, Insecta, Hymenoptera, Pteromalidae. Gene Ontology annotation, biological process: DNA integration. The record is from RefSeq and is a predicted model, not a curated record. The coding region runs from base 1 to 3732 and encodes 1243 amino acids. Gene Ontology annotation, molecular function: nucleic acid binding. The transcript has 3 exons.